UGUGAACAUUUUAUACCAUCAAAUCAAAAACCAAAUUUAAAUAAAAUUAAACAAAGUGAAGUUUAUCAGAACAUGGAUAAAAUAAUCUGUAAUACAAAUAUUAAUAAACAGGCAGAAGUCGUUAAGACAAGUUCUAAAGAAUAUUUAGAAGAUAGUAAAAGCAAUAAUGAAUUAUUGAGAGUUUCCAGUAAUUCUAAUUGUUGGUGGUCUCAUGAUAUCGAAGAAGGGAAACCUGAUUCAAGGCAGAGAUGGAGUUUUGGUUCAGAUAUUUCUAUCGAAGCAGCAGAAAGUAUUCAAAAUCGCUUAUGUUGUUCUCCAGUUGAUGAGUUUGACUCUAUUGUUAAUAUUGAAAUCGAAGAGUUAAUAGUAAAUGGAACGGAUGAAAGAGAUGAGUCUUAUAAAAAUUAUAUUCAAGUAUCUCCUGACGGUUCACCAACCUUUAAAAAGGUUGUUUCAAACGACGACAAUAAAAAGCAAAGUAAAAAUCAGGAUGUUGAUACAGCGGAUGAUGAACUGAUAGAUUACUCUAAAAGAUAUACUACUGACAGUUCUAUGUCAAUGGUUGAAAAUAAACAUAUAAAUUCAUCUAAUAUUCAACAUAGACAGCAAAGAAAUAUAGUUCUGAAUAAUGCAACCAGAUUUGUGCCUGAAAAGAAAUCAACAGCAGUCAAUAAAGUAGAUCCUUAUGGAGAUUAUCCAGAAACAGAUUUAGAUCAACCAACUAAUUAUAGUUUACGUUAUGCAGAAGAAGAUUCCGAUGAAGAAGAGAAACAAAAUCCACAAUUUUAUUGUACUGGUGAUCAAGAAGAUACGAUUAAAACAUAUUAUACCGAGGGAACGCCGUAUCAAACUCCUUGUAAUUUUUCCAAUGCUACUUCUAUAUCAGAUCUUUUAUCGCUUGAAGAUAUUAGAGAAGGAGAUGAGGUAAUAUAUAAGAAACAGUUUUUAAAAGAUGGACAAAGACAGGAAAUAGUUGAAAAAACUGAGAAAGCUGUUAAAGAUUGUAGAAAUCGAAUAAAAAAGAAACAUAUUUCUAGAGAUUCAAAAAUUUCAAUUUUAAAUGAAACAAGGAUGGUAAACGAUCAGAAGAUUUGCGAAGGAAAUUUAAAGAAACUACACACACCUCCACAAUCACCAGCUGAACCAUGCGAUAAAGAAAAGGAAAAUAAAGCUGUGACCUUUAAUGUAGAAGAAAAUUAUGCACAAGAAACUCCAUUAAUGUUUUCUCGUAGUAGCUCUUUAGAUUCUCUUAGUGAAUUUGAGCAGCAUUCCAUUCACGAUGAUCACAGUUCUAUAAUUAGCGAUCAUAGUCAUAGAACUAGUGGAGUAGUUUCUCCUAGUGAGUUACCCGAUUCACCAACUCAAAUUACAUCAUCAAAUGCUGUAUUAAAACAUAUAAAUUUUCAUAGUCAACAGCAGCAAUCGCAUAGAAUCUCAUUAAGAUCAACCUUGAAAAAAUCACACGUUCAGCGUAACGAUAGUACUAAAGCAAUACAGAUGGUUGAGAGCCUGUCUCAAAACUGUGAAGCACCAUAUGAAAAAUCAAUUCAAUUAAUAGACUGUGGCAGUGUCUUUGAAGAUGGAUUAGUAACUUUCAAGGAGGAGUCAAUGCCUAGCAAGAUGCAUUCGACGACAGCAAGCAGCUUGAGUUCGUUAACUAUAGAUGACGACGAGGAUAAUGGUGUUACCAAUUGCAACAAUCAUCAGAUCAUGAAUAAAAUAGCGGCUAUAAAAGUUAGGACGAGUGCAGCUGGUAUGCACCAAGCUCCUGUGCAAAAGCAAUAUUGUAAGGACAGGUUUAGUAAAGCAGACAAGUUGCCUUGCCAGCCUCAACCCAAUGAGCUUUUAAAAAAGCAUUCGGGUUACCGAAGUAAUUGUUUACUAACGUCUUCUACGAAGGAAAAUGUUCGCUACAUUAAUAUUCAAGAAGAUGACAAUGAAUAUACGACCUUUGUAAAUAAAGAUGAACAGAACAACAUCUACAGAGACUCUCUAAAGUAUCCCUGGUAUGAGAAUGAGUUAAAAAAUAACGAUCGAAAUCAUUUGCAUAGCUCUCUCUCCGGUCCUGUUGCCUUAAACGGCGACAACAAGGUCGAUUCUUUACAAAGGCUGAACGCCGAAGAUCUCACGAAUACAGACACGAUAAGAGUCUACUGUACGGAAAAUACGCCGACGUUCGUCUCCCCCUUCGGUUCCCAGUCAAAUUUGUCUGCGCUGUCGAUGCUAAGUGUCUCGGAUGAAAAUCUUGGCUACAGCGCCAACUUUGAGGAGGAUGAGCAGCAGCGAUCAUUUUACGACGACGAGAGACCGGACGGCCGAUUAGAUCCUUACGGUACAGAUGCCAGCUCGGACUUCUCCGAGGACAACGAUAAGUGCUAUGACGACGAGGGCGCAACUGGCAAUACGAGCAGGAGAAUUGACGUGUCGCCCUUCGACUCACAAAUGAACCUCGCAAACUUCUCUCUACUGUGCAUUCAAGAAGAGAAUGAAGAGGAGGAGGAGGAGGAGGAGCAGGUAAACAACGAGACUGAAAAAUCUACUAAAAUUGACCAUUAUGCCGAGGAUGAUAGUGCGUACAAACGUUUGUUGCCUGAGAAUUCGGAUUAUUCUGACGAGGAAUCGAAAGUUCUCGAGGAAUGUAUUAAAUCGGGAGUGUCGAAGCUCACUCGUCGAAUAAACACUUCGGAUAAUGAUAAGCGUCGUUUAUUUUAGCAGCAACAUUGUUACCACCGUAUUUAAAACAAAAAACAAAAACAAAAAAAUUAGUCUAAGUAUUAUACUCUUAUUGUAUAAAGAA
Messenger RNA from Ceratosolen solmsi marchali, 2797 nucleotides. RefSeq lists its product as uncharacterized. NCBI's taxonomy places the organism in Eukaryota, Metazoa, Arthropoda, Insecta, Hymenoptera, Agaonidae. The transcript is spliced from 4 exons. The record is from RefSeq and is a predicted model, not a curated record. Gene Ontology annotation, molecular function: beta-catenin binding; gamma-catenin binding; microtubule binding. Bases 73 to 2712 code for a protein of 879 amino acids. Gene Ontology annotation, biological process: negative regulation of microtubule depolymerization; Wnt signaling pathway; pattern specification process. Gene Ontology annotation, cellular component: cytoplasmic microtubule; beta-catenin destruction complex; catenin complex.